Molecule: messenger RNA, 7537 nt
Organism: Anguilla anguilla (European eel)
Lineage: Eukaryota; Metazoa; Chordata; Actinopteri; Anguilliformes; Anguillidae
Product: syntaxin-binding protein 5-like
Exons: 29
Coding region: 948-4697 (1249 amino acids)
Biological process (GO): regulation of protein secretion; regulation of exocytosis
Cellular component (GO): plasma membrane; cytoplasm; SNARE complex
Molecular function (GO): GTPase activator activity; myosin II binding; syntaxin binding
Source: RefSeq, a predicted model, not a curated record
AAAAUGUGGCAUUUUAUUCGAACGUGUUGGGUUGCGCAUAUCUGUUAGCAGUGCAAACUGUAUUUAUUUGUAUUACGAGCUAAAUGACAGUCGCUUUAUUCGUUACCCAAUCGUAGCUCGGAAAGGGCGGGGCGUUGGCAGGAGUCGCCAGAGGCGGUCCACAGGCGUUCGUUUUCAGUACCGCGGACAGCGACUCGCACUUCACUGCAGGAAAUCCUGAGAAGCAAAUUGCUCGUAUUGCCUACUGUAUGCUGGAUCUGCAACUCGACGCGAAGACUUAAAAUCCAGUGCACCAAUUCAAAGACGUCGUCCGUUUAAAGCUAGUGAAAACAAGCUUCUUGGACCUGCAGUCUUUUCUUUUUUCCCUGUGUGUGCGUGUGAUAGUGUUUGUGUGAGCGCACGCGUGUGUAAAUGCAUGUGAACGAGACCCCCUUUUCUUUGCUGAAGCAUUUAUGUUUUACAUGAGCAACGUUACGAACAUUGUUUACUUUCGGUUAUAUACCCAGUGAUCAUCGUCUAUUUUGCUUAUUUCCAUUCACCAUUGUGUUGUGAUUUUUGAAAUGUAUUGCUGAUUUCGGGGAUUUUAAGUUAGUGCUUGAUCAUGCAAAAAAUAAUUAACUUUCCUAGUUCAGUUUGAACUUUGUACAUCCAUGAUCCUGCAUUCGCAUUUUUCAUUAUCUUUUUAUUUGUUACACUUAAGAACAACCAUACGGACGUAUUUGGACCAAAAAAUCUAAUCAAGAUGAAGUCACUCCAUGACUUUAUGAAUUUUAUUUGGGAACAGAAGGGAGCGUAGAGGAGCGCGAGGCUGCAGGCACAGCUAACGUUGAAUUUCCGGAAGUUUUAGUUUAGACUUUGUCGACCUUCUUAUUAAUGUUAUUUCAGUUUGAUCGAUAAAAAUUUUUAGAUAGAAUUUGUAAUUGACAUUUGUAUGACAUUCCUUCAAAAUGAAGAAGUUCCGGAAGGUUUUGGACGGACUGACAACCUCUUCUCCAGUAAAUGUCGGUGGUACACCGCCUUGCAGUAGCGCGGCCAGUACUCCGACCACAGCGUCCACUCCCAGAGAAAUUGAAGUGCAGGAAACACUUGUAUCCGAAAACUUUCAAAUUUGCAAGACGGUUCGCCAUGGAUUUCCGUACCAGCCCACUGCUCUGGCGUUUGACCCCGUUCAGAAGAUACUGGCCAUCGGCUCCCGGUCCGGGGGCGUGAGAAUACUGGGACGUCCCGGCGUGGACUGCUACUGCCAGCAUGACAGUGGAGCGGCCGUCCUGCAGCUGCAGUUCCUCAUCAAUGAGGGGGCGCUGGUCACAGCCUGUGCGGACGACACGCUCCAUUUGUGGAACCUGCGACAAAAACGCCCGGCCAUCCUGCACUCGCUCAAAUUCACCAGAGAGCGCAUUACGUUCUGCCACCUGCCGUUCCAGAGUAAAUGGCUGUAUGUGGGCACGGAACGUGGGAACACGCACAUUGUUAACAUCGAGUCCUUCGUCCUGUCUGGAUACGUCAUCAUGUGGAACAAGGCCAUAGAACUAGCCACCAAAACACACCCCGGGCCCGUGGUCCAUCUGAGCGACUGUCCGAAGGAUGAAGGGAGACUGCUGAUUGGCUUUGAGAGCGGCACAGUGGUACAAUGGGACCUCAGGGUGAAGAAGGCUGAUUUCCGAAUCUACUAUGAUGAGGCCAUCCAUUCGGUCAGCUGGCACCACGAGGGGAAGCAGUUCAUGUGCAGCCACUCAGACGGGAGCCUGACCACCUGGAGCCUGCGCAACACCGCCAAGCCCUUCCAGGUCACCUUCCCCCACGGGAAGGUGCAGAGAGAUGGAAAGAAGCCAGAAUCCUGCAAGCCCAUCCUGAAGGUGGAGUUCAAAACCACAAGGAGCAGUGAGCCCUUCGUGAUCUUCUCUGGGGGACUGUCCUAUGACCAGGCGGGCAGGAGGCCCACCUUGACCAUCAUGCACGGCAAAUCCAUCACCGUGCUGGAGAUGGACCACCCCAUCGUCGACUUCCUGGUCCUCUGUGAGACGCCAUACCCCAAUGAGGUACAGGAGCCAUAUGCUGUUGCUGUGCUGCUGGAGAAAGACUUCAUUGUUGUGGACCUCACUCAGAGCAAUUUCCCCAUCUUUGAGAAUCCCUACCCCAUGGACAUCCAUGAAUCUCCUGUAACCUGCACGGCCUACUUCGCUGACUGCCCACCUGACGUCAUACCUGUCCUCUACUCCAUAGGAGCCAAACACAAAAAACAUGGCUACAGCCAAAAGGAAUGGCCAGUGGGCGGAGGGACAUGGACGCUGGGAAAUCAGACGUACCCAGAGAUCAUCAUCACAGGCCAUGCAGAUGGUUCCAUAAAGUUUUGGGAUGCUACUGCCAUCACCCUGCAGAUGCUGUACAAGCUGAAGAGCUCAAAGGUGUUUGAGAAGCAGAAGGCGGGGGAGGGGCGUGGGGCGGAGCUUGUGGAGGAGGACCCGUUCGCCGUUCAGAUGGUCAAGUGGUGCCCGCAGAGCCGGCUCUUCUGCGUGGUGGGAAUCUCCGCCCACGUCAUCCUGUACCGCUUCAGCCGGCACGACGCCACCACGGAGAUCACGUCUCUGGAGGUGCGGCUGCAGUGUGAGGUAGAGGAUGUCCUCUCCCCAUCAGAGACAGAGGCAACCCCCACCCCCUCAGACCCGAGCCCGCACUCGCCCCAACCCCCCCCAGCCAGCCCAAACAACACCCCGCCCGAGGUCCUCCGAGACAGCGUCCCCUGCCUCAGGGUGAAGAACAGGCCAGUGAGGAUGCCCCCAGGGUACCAGGCAGAGCUGGUGGUGCAGCUGCUUUGGGUGGACGGGGAGCCUCCCCAGCAGAUCACCAGCCUGGACCUCAACUCAGCCUACGGCCUGAUGGCUCUGGGUAACUGUAAUGGAUUGGCAGUGGUUGAUUACCUGCAGAAGAGCAUCAUCCUGUGCAUGAGCACGCUGGAACUGUACGGCUCCAGCGAUCCCUACCAGCGUCUCACACGCUCCCCCCGCAGGAACCGGCAGCUCACUGCAGACAGCAUUUGCAUGCGUGGCCUGUCUAACUUUUAUUCAGAUUCAAAGAAACGGAUCCGUACCUCCUACCAGAGCCUUACGGAACUCUCAGACAGCCAGGUUGCCCUGGAUAUGGAGAGGAGCAGGUCACCAACCUCAGUUCCAUACCAAUCCUCCCUCCACCCUGAGCCCCGCCCCCUCCCUGACCCAGCAGCUGGUCUGAGGCCCUCCCACUACAACCCCGUGUAUUACUUGCUAGACAAUGAUCAUGUAAACGGACACUGCACGAGCCCCACCUCCCAGUCCUGUGUUGCCGGGAAACCGCGUGCCCCCCCCAUUCCCGAGGGGCCGAGGCUGGGGGGCCGACGGGGGCCUAGCCGACCCCCUUUCCGGAAGGCCCAGUCUGCCGCUUGCAUGGAGAUCUCUUUGCCUGUUUCCCACACGGAAGGUUAUGCUUCCCGGCGGGCAAUGCUGCAGCAGUUACACGGAGUCAGUAUGUACUCUCACGAUGAGCACCACGUCACCGUGUACGCCUGGAACGAGAAAGAGAGCCGCGAGAACUCCUUCAGCCGCUCGCGGAGCUCCAGUGUCUCCAGCAUCGACCGCGAGACCAAGGAGGCCGUGACCACGCUGCACUUCAUGGAGUCCUACGCCCACAAGACGGACGCCGCGCCCACCCCCUGCCUGUGGGUGGGCACCAGCCUGGGCGUCGCCCUCGUCCUUGCCCUGUCUGUCCCUGCCCAGGAGGAGGAACGAUUGGAGGAGCCUGUCACCGUGACACCCAGCGGCAUAGUGCUGAUGCUAAAGGGGUCCGUGUUGAUGUUUGGCUCAUUGGACUGUGGGGGUGCUCUGAUCCCUGACCCGUACGAGGUGUGGAUGGACCCGCAUGCCCCAGAGGACCCCGACAGGCCCCGAAAGCGCAAGCUGGUGACUGCGUCGCCCGGCUCGUCCCAGGACAUGGCCGGAGAGGGCCACCUGGCGGUGGUGUGCUCGGAGCGGCAGGCCAAGGUCUUCCUCAUGCCGGCGCAGACCUGCCUGUUUGUCCACAACAUCACCGAGUCGUCCUUCGUCCUGCGGGCCGACGUGGUGUCCGUCUGCAGCAGCGUCGGCCUGGCCUGCUUCUGCGCCAACGGGCACAUCAUGAUGCUCAGCCUGCCAAGCUUGCGCCCCCUGCUGGAUGUAAACUACCUGCCUCUAACGGACAUGCGCAUCGCCCGAACCUUCUGCUUCACCAACGGGGGUCAGGCUCUCUACCUGAGCUCCCCCACUGAGAUCCAGCGCAUCACAUAUAGCCAGGAGAUGUGUGACAGCCUACAGGAGAUGUUGGGGGAGCUCUUUGUCCCGGUGGAGACCCCCGAGGUGCAGAACAGAGGCUUCCUCAAGGGCUUUUUUGGUGGGAACGCCCAGACCUUCGACAGAGAGGAGCUGUUCGGAGAGGCCGCGGCAGGGAAGGCAUCGCGGAGCCUGGCCCAGCACAUCCCGGGCCAGGCCGGGAUGGAGGGCAUGAAGGCCGCAGCCGGGGGGGUGGUGGGGGACCUGGCCCGCGCCCGAAUCGCUCUGGACGAGAGGGGCCAGAGACUGGGAGAGCUGGAGGAGCGCACUGCGCUCAUGAUGUCCAGCGCGGAGAUGUUCUCCAAGCACGCCCACGAGCUGAUGCUGAAAUGCAAGGAUAAGAAGUGGUAUCAGUUUUAAAGGGGGUGGAGUCUCCUCUACCUUCCGAGACCAGAACUCAGAGCAGGGAAUGGGACCUUCACUCCAACAGACGCACCGCGCUGCCUGUGCCUGCUAUUCCCAGCAGCACCCUGUGCAGGGUUUCCUGUGGGGGCGGAGCUGUUCUUCCCAGCAGCACCCUGUGCAGGGUUUCCUGUGGGGGCGGAGCUGUUAUUCCCAGCAGCACCCUGUGCAGGGUUUCUUGUAAGGGAGGACCUACUAUUCCCAGCAGCACCCUGUGCAGGGUUUCCUGUGGGGGCGAAGCUCAGCACAGAAUGAGGCUGUGGACAGAGGGUGUGGAGACAUGGACACAGACCGAGGAGGGGACUGUGAGACAGGACCUCACCUCCAUCUUCGUGCUGGACUAUAGUCCAACUGUCUGUACGGGGAUCCUCUCUCAAGAUGGACGGACACUCUGAAGCUAUAAAAUCAGUCCGAUUGCAUGAAACAAGGUGGAGGAAUUAUAUAUAUAUAUAUAAAUAUAAAAACUUAAAACUGCCAUAUUAGAAGCAGCAUGUUACUUCAGAUAAAGUUUUAUUUAAAUGUGUUAUAAACCAAUUACAAAAACGAACCAUAGAUAAAAAUAAAGCCCUUUCUAUUUUUUGAAAUAGCCAUAAAAAGAAUAAAAAAAAGAAAAUACAUAAAUGCAUAAAAGGCCAAAAUAAUCUUGGUCUGGUGGGUUUGUUUUUUAUGUUUUAAGAGUAACAUUUUAAACAGCAGCUGUUUUGCUACACAGUGCCACUAUACACACUCAAUGCUCUUUGCAAGAACAGACCCAGACUGGACAGACCGUGUGAGACUGUGUGAAACCUGGAUUUCACUUGGUUGCAGGUCAUUCAUUCUCUUGUUAUAUUGUUACACUGUCCACUUUAUUAAGCUGUCAUCAGAAAUUUUUGACUGCUGUUAAUUGUCAUUAACAUGGCUUCAGAAAAUGUUUAAUCCCCCGGCAAAAUAUUAUAAAAGUUGUUGUAAAUAUACAGUCUUGAAACCAAAGGUGAUGAAGAGUAACUGUUUUGUUACCAGAGAUUUCUAAACAUAAUCAAAUUUAAUGUGCCAUAACAUCGAGGGGCGGUCGAUACAUGUAAACUAGCAAAUGGUGACGUGGUAGAAGUAAUGCAGUUCCUAUGGAUUUAAAUAGCCAAUCACUCAAGCUAGCCUUUAAUGAACGUCUGUUUACGUUUUGGUUUUGUUUGUCACAAACUUUAUUUCUUUAUCCAUUGUUUUUCCUGCUGCCUUUCUUACAUGUAGCAAGUUUGGUGAGUAGGUCUGUUUCACCCAAGUCAAUGAAAAACGCAUUUGUCUGCCAAAGCAAUUAACAUGAAUGACAGGAAUUAGGAGUAUAUUAUUCAAUAUUCUUGUGAGAUGGUCAGGCAUUUCAAAAUCAAUGGUGUCAUUCAGAGUUAUGUUUGAUUGUGUUUUAUCAUUAAUGAUUGUGCUUGCCUGCUGCUUAUUCAUUUAUAUCCAUUACAUCAGCAUGGGGAAGUUUGUAGGUGCCAUUUUAAUGGAUAUAUACAGUACUACAUAUAUACACUGAUCCUAUUUCUUAAAUACAAGAUAUAUUUCUAAUAUCUGAGAAAUAUGAGUUGAAUAUAUGAAUUUGUAUGUAAAUGGAAGGCAGUGGUGAGGAAAAUGGCAACCACAGACGCUGCAGUCUGCAUAGAUACACAUUUGGCUCUAUGCUCUCUUAUCAGAGGUUUUGUGUGCGGUUGUUUCGGUUUUGCACAUAUCACAUGUAGAUUCUCAGAGAGAUAAGCCCUUCUCCCAUAGUUCAUGGUGAUAACCGUGAAACUGUAAAUGUUUGUGAAUAGAAUGUUCGAUAAUAUCUGUAAUGUAUAUGUUGAACAGAUCAAUAUUAGUGCAUCAUGUGUUUAAUCUCCAAUGAGGAGUGAUUUUGGCACAAGUACACGAUAGAAUUUGUUUGCAAAUGAUCUAAAAGUGAAAAUGUCUUUUAUCCGAAGGUCUAAAAUGGCUGAAAGCAUUACAGUGCCCCACACCCCCACCCUUUUGACCAAAAUAAUAAUAAUAAAUAAUCCAAAGGAACUAUCAGAAAUGAUAAAAACCACUAUGACCCCCAAUUUAUACAUUUUACACAACUCUGGACCACACACACCCUGAGCAUUAUCACAACCCUUUUUGUUUCUGAUUCAACCUUACGGGUCCUCAAAUGAAACACAUUAUGGUUUAUAGGUACUUACAGAUACCACAUUCUCUUUCAUGGACAUUACAGCAUGACUCAUAGGCUUUUAAACGAAGAUAUAAACCUUUACUUGAUUCCUGCCAAACCAGAGCAAUAGCUCUCCUUAACUCCACAGAUCACAUACAGGCUUGGUUUGAGAUGGUAUGCAGCGGGCAGUCUGUUGUACUCCUUAAUGAAAAAGAGAACAGUGACCUUGCUUCUGCCCCUGUGUUCUCAAUGAGCUGUAGACUCGCUGUGUCACAGUCUGUGGUGGCUAUCUGUGACAAUAACAAUAGACUGGGUGUUUCUCUUGAUAUUUUCAGUAAUAGAGUGUAAAACAUGGGGAAUUGAGAAUUACAUUUCUCAGGAUUGUCCUAUAUGGCUAAUGUUCCCGUUUAUGAAUGGUAUCAUACCUGAUAUUCCGGAUUCUAUGAAAGUCACUGAAACGGGAUCUCUGUCUGUAGUUGCAUUAAUGGCUCAUUACCUGGUUUCAUGCAAAAUUUCAACAAAGGUUUGUCUUGUUUAACUGGAUUCUGACAUCUUCUGUUCUUGUUGAUAUUAUAGUAGUGUAAUAGAGGUUACUCAAAUUAUGGAAAUAUGUUGAUGCAGAUUAAAGCAAAAUAAACAUAGAUUGAUGUACACUCUU